AUGCCGGCCCAGAAUUCAAACGUGCCUAAGAAGCAGCAGAGAAUUGUGAACAACUCGCUAUCCCCAUCUCUCGCCCAACGCCUAACAAGCAAAAAGAAUCAAGCCUACGACGCGGCCAGGUUUGGGCUCGACGUCACGGCCAACAUAGCUGAGGGAUCGGAUCUACUUGCUCCUCUGAAGGCUGUAUGCCGAGCGACAAAAUCAAUCCUCGAGACCAUACAGGCAAUCGAGGGCAAUCAAGAAGAAUGGACCAACCUUACUCGACGCUUGAAGGGAUAUCUGUCUGCGCUUGAAGAGCGGAUCACCUUGUUUGAGAAAUACUCUCCAGAGGACAGGAUCGUCGACGAGGCGUUCAGCCAGCCGCUUAUCCACUAUACAGAGUUCCUCGAAACUUUGCAUGAUUCUGUCGUCGACCUCCAGAAGAAACGCAGCCGCAGUAAACUCGAGUUCUUUACAGGAGGAGUCGAUGCCAGAGACAUUCUCGAACUCAAUAGAGAUGUCGAGGACCAGCAUAGGCAGUUCAUGGAGGCAUUGAGCGUUUUCCUCGCAUUACGCACUCAAGUCAUCGAGCGGAACACCAAAGUGACCAAGGAAGAUGCCCAAGCUACUAAAUUCGACAUGGAGGCUGUAAAGGCUGAUGUGAAAACGAUUCGGGCAGAUGUCGACGCCUCUGUCAUACUUCAGUUACCAACGGUGGCGUUCGUUGCAUCUUCAGUUCACAACACCUGUCUGAAAGGAACGCGUGAGGCGGUUAUUCAGACGAUCCGGUGCUGGGCCGAUGAUGAUGGUCUGGAGAUGCCGAUAUUUUGGUUGUGUGACAUAGCUGGAUCUGGAAAGUCCACAGUCGCCAUGUCCGCAGUGGAAUUAUGGCGUAAUGAGGGAUUGCUAGGCGGCCGAUUCUUCUUCUCCAUAGCAAGUAGCGACGCAUCGACUACGGACAAGUUCUGCGCUACUAUGGCAAGAGACCUCGUUCAUUACAUCCCCGACCUUGCAUCGUGCAUUGCUGGAGCCGUGAAACGGAAUCCGUCUUUGAUGCGAAGCCCCCUCGACGAGCAAUUCCAGAUACUCAUCACCUACCCUAUUCGCCAUCGACAACGGCGCGUAGUUCUUGUCAUCGACGCUCUUGACGAGUGUCAAUCUGAAUCACAGCGAAGAGAGCUUGUCGAUACACUUGUUGCGGCUGUUAGGGAAUGCAAGAACCUCAGAAUAUUUAUUACAAGUCGUCCGGACUCUGUCGUUGAAGCAGCUUUGGGCUCGCUUGCGAUCAAAACCAAGUUGGAGGACCGCCUGCACGAUCUCAAUUAUCAUGAUAACGUCAAUGAUAUCGCCAUAUAUAUACAUAACUCACUAGAAAAGGUGCUGUCGGAGGACAAGAGGGGAAGGCUGGUCGAGAGAGCCAAUGGAUUGUUCAUUUGGGCAAGCACCGCGUGUCGAAUGCUUAGUAACAAGACUAGACUGAGGUCCGCGGCGGAAAUAUACAAUCGUCUCAUUUCCAUGGACCAGAGCGGUGUCAUCGACGAUCUGUACGGUCUCAUCCUCGAGCGCAUAGACCCCGAAGACUACGUGGUCAUGUAUGAGAUGCUCGCUUUACUGCUCGUUGCCUUUGAGCCACUCACUACCGAUGAUCUUGAUGACAUCCUCAAACAUGCCGGAGUAGAUGGGAGCGCCAGGGGGCUAAUGGACGCUCUUGGCAGUGUACUGGGCGAAGACAAGACAACAAAUCUGAUCCAGUUUCGGCAUCCCACCUUUGUGGAGUACCUCAAACGCCGCACAAUUGUUCGACCCAUAGAUAGCCACAACAGAGUAUAUAUCAAUACCACCAACGCGCAUGGGAAAGCCGCAUCAUGGUGUCUCAAAUGCCUGAAUUCACCGGACGGUCUCAAAUUCAACAUAUGUCAGCUUGAAACGUCUUUCUACUUGAAUAGGGAAUUACCAGACCUUGACGCCAGGGUAUCAAAGUUUAUCCCGAGGAGACUUCAAUAUGCUGGCUCCCAUUGGUUGUUUCACGUAGCGGAAACUGACCAUCAAUGGCGAUCCACGUUUACAAAGGAGCUUCAACUUGUUACCCGAUCUCCAUACGUACUAUACUGGAUGGAGAUUAUGAGUUUCACAGGGGGAGUGUCACGAGCAAUAGCUGGGCUUCGAGCUGUAGAAGGCAGCACCGGAAUUGAAGAACACACUAGACGCAACAUGGAGGAGGCUCGACGGUUUAUGGUAGCAUUUUCGGUGCCGAUCCAGGAUAGCGCCUCACACAUCUAUAUUUCUGCACUUCCAUUCGCUCCCAUCAAAUCAAGACUGCAUAAAGAAGGCGUGAAUCAGCGCCAUAACAUGCUUAAUGUGGUUCGGGGGGUCGAGAAGAUGUAUCCCGGACUUCCAGCUAGUCUUCGAGGUCACCAGGGUUGGGUCAAUGCCGUCGCGUUCUCUCCGGAUGGCUCACGAAUUGUCUCUGGCUCACAUGACAAGACGAUUCGAGUGUGGGAUGUGGAUACUGGACAGCCGUUGGGAGAGCCAUUGCAUGGCCACGAAGAUUUUGUCUGGAGCGUUGCAUUCUCUCCAGACGGCUCACGAAUUGUCUCUGGGUCGGCUGAUCGGACGAUUCGAAUAUGGGAUGCAGUCACUGGGCAGUCGUUAGGAGAACCGCUUCAAGGGCACGAAAAUGGGGUUAGUGCUGUCGCGUUCUCGCCAGACGGCUCUCGGGUUCUCUCAGGUUCGGCUGACAAGACAAUUCGAUUAUGGGAUUCACUCUCUGGGACCCCCAUAGGAGAGCCGCUCAAAGGUCAUAAAAAUGGAGUCUUGGCCGUCGCAUUCUCGCCAGAAGGUUCGCGAAUCGUCUCUAGCUCGUACGACAAAACGAUUCAAAUAUGGGACGCGAUCAAUGGUCGGCCGCUGGGAGAGCCAUUCCGCAGUUACGAAUGUUGGGCCCUGGCCGUCGCAUUCUCACCGGACGGCUCACGAAUCGUCGCUGGGUCGACAGAUGAUAUGGUUCGAGUAUGGGACUUACGCACUGAGCAGUCAUUGGAAGGGCUCUCUAGAGCUCAAGGCGACUCGGUUCGAACCGUCGCGGCUUCACCAGAGGUCUCGCGAAUCGCCAGUGGCUCGCAAGAAAGUACGAUUCAAGUUCAGGGUGUACAUUUUAGAAGUGUGUUAGACUCCCCAUUCGAAGGUCACGAGGGCUUUGUCUUAGGUGUCGCGUUCUCUCUGGGGGGCUCUCAAAUUGUCUCUAGCUCGGCUGACGGGACGAUCCGAACAUGGGAUAUUGUAACUGGGCAGUCGAUACGAGAGCCGGCCAGAGGUCAAGAGCAUGGGAUUAGCACCGUCGCAUUUUCACCUGACGGCUCACGAAUUGCAUUUGGCUCGUCCGACCGCACGAUUCAAUUGUGGGAUGCAGCUAGAAAAAAUUCUUUGGGAGGCUCUCUCAGAGGUCAUGAUAGCGGAGUCCUGGCGGUCGCCUUCUCCCCAAACGGCAAACAGAUAGUCUCUGGCUCGUAUGACCAGACGAUUCGCCUUUGGGAUGUAGCCACAGGAAAGCCAUUAGGAGAGCCCCUCAAAGGUCAUGAGGAUUGGGUCAUGUCCAUCGCAUUCUCUCCUGAUGGCUCACGAAUCGUCUCCGGCUCGGCUGAUGGGACUAUUCGACUAUGGAAUAUAGCAACUGGACAGCCACUAGGAGAUCCACUCCGAGGUCAUGAAUAUUAUUGGGUCUUGGCCGUCGCUUAUUCGCCAGGUGGCUCUCGAAUCGUCUCUGGCUCAGCUGACGGGACUAUUCGAGUUUGGAAUGCGAUCACUAGACAGCCUUUGGGAGGGGCACUUCGAGGCCACGAAUACGGGGUGUUGGCCGUCGCAUUCUCGCCAGAAGGCUCGCGAAUCGUCUCCUGCUCACAUGACAAAACAAUUCGGCUGUGGGCUGUGGAGUCUGGGCAACCGCUCGCAGAUCCAAUCCAAGGACAUAAUGACUCUGUAAAAGCCGUCGCAUUCUCGCCGGAUGGUUCAAGAAUUGCCUCUGGCUCGUAUGACCAAACGGUUCGAUUAUGGGAUGCUGUACCCGGGCAGAAAUUGGGAGAGCUGCUUCGGUCUCACACAGACGCAGUUUCAGCUGUCGCGUUUUCACCAAAUGGUUCGCAAAUAGCCUCAGGUUCUCAUGACAAAACGGUUCGGAUUUGGGACGCAUACGCAAGGAAGACGUUUGGGAAGCCACUCCAAGGUCACCAAGGCUUUGUUUUGAGCCUCUCAUUCUCGCCAGACGGCUCAAAAAUUGUCUCUGGAUCGAGUGAUGAGACGAUUCGGUUAUGGGACAUUGUCACUGGACAGCCAUUGGGAGAGCCAACCCAAGGUCAUGAAGACUGGAUCAACGCCGUCGCAUUCUCACCAGACGGCUCACGAGUUGUCUCUGCCUCUCAAGACAAGACAAUUCGAGUUUGGGAUGCAAACACCGGACAGCCGUUAGGAGGGCCACUGGAAGGUCACGAAGGCCCCGUAUGGAGCGUCGCAUUUUCUCCGUGGGGUUCGCGGAUUGCAUCUGGCUCGCAGGACCAGACAGUUCGCCUGUGGGAUGUAGUCGCUGGGCAGCCAGUUGGAGAACCACUCAGAGGUCACGAAGCUGGAGUAGGCACAGUCGCCUUUUCGCCAGACGGCACCCUGAUUAUCUCCGCCUCGGUCGACGAGACGGUUAGAUGGUGGAACGCAGUCACCGGAGCGCCGUUAGGAACGCCACUUCGAGGUCAAGAUUACGGAGUUUUGACCAUCGCAGUAGCGCCAGAUGGCUCACUGAUCUAUUCUAGGUCUGCAUAUGGGAAGAUUCAUAUCUGGGAUGCAAAGACUGGACAACCGUUGGGAGUGCCACUCUCUGGGUAUGAGAGCGGUGUCUCGUGUAUCGCAUUCUCACCAGACCACUCGAAGAUUGCGAUAGUUGCUCCUUCAGCUAGCAAGAAGAUCCAUAUAUGGGAUAUAGUCACCGGAAAUCUGUUGGGAGAGCCACUCCUGGGUCACCAGGAGUCUGUCAAAGUGGUCGCAUUCUCACCAGAUGGUUCUCGACUAGUCUCCGGCUCUGAUGAUAAAACUAUUAGACUGUGGAAUACAUACACAGGUCGAUCAUUGGGAGAGCCGAUCCGAGGUCACCAAGGCGAGGUCAGAGCCAUCGCAUUCUCGCCAGAUGGAUCACGAAUCCUCUCUGGCUCGACCGACAUGACCGUUCGUGUAUGGGACGCAGGAAUAAGUGAGUGUAGCUUGUAA
Messenger RNA from Serendipita indica DSM 11827, 5226 nucleotides. NCBI's taxonomy places the organism in Eukaryota, Fungi, Basidiomycota, Agaricomycetes, Sebacinales, Serendipitaceae. The record is from the annotation of a GenBank genome assembly.